Molecule: messenger RNA, 492 nt
Organism: Coccomyxa subellipsoidea C-169
Lineage: Eukaryota; Viridiplantae; Chlorophyta; Trebouxiophyceae; Coccomyxaceae
Exons: 2
Coding region: 1-492 (163 amino acids)
Biological process (GO): proteasome assembly
Source: RefSeq, a predicted model, not a curated record
AUGGAAGAAGAAAAUCGCACAGUGCAGCACAGCGCCAUGAACGGCACUGCAUCAGAGCACGCCUCCAAACCAUCAACAUAUAGUCAUGACUCAGAGCCGCCACCGCCCCAAGCAGGAGCAGCUGCAGCCGCGUUGAUGCAGCACUGCUUCAGUGAGGAGCUCCUGGACAGCACAGUGCACUUCCAGGUGAUGGACCUGGGCCGCCAGCUGUACAUCUGGGUGGGCACCAGUGCUGCCCAAAUGGGCAGCCUCUGCUUUGCCUCUCCAAUAGGCGCGGCAAGGGGAAUGCCGCCAGUGGCGACGCUGGUCAGGGGAGCGAACGAAGGAAGCAGCGCCAGCCUGGCGCAGCGGCUGGCCAAGCGCGCGGGCCGCCCGGUGGCGGUGGCUUGGAGCCUGCCGGAGGAACCCCCGGCGUUUGGGCUUGUGGCGGAGCGCCGCCUGAUGCGCGAGCUGCAGACUUUGCAGCUGGUCAGCCAGCCUGCGUCGCCGUGA